This is a messenger RNA of Vombatus ursinus (common wombat), 4478 nucleotides long. RefSeq names its product twinfilin actin binding protein 1 (gene TWF1). Gene Ontology annotation, cellular component: actin filament; cytoplasm; myofibril. The record is from RefSeq and is a predicted model, not a curated record. Gene Ontology annotation, molecular function: actin filament binding; actin monomer binding. The transcript is spliced from 9 exons. Gene Ontology annotation, biological process: barbed-end actin filament capping; positive regulation of neuron projection development; regulation of lamellipodium assembly. Bases 91 to 1143 code for a protein of 350 amino acids. NCBI's taxonomy places the organism in Eukaryota, Metazoa, Chordata, Mammalia, Diprotodontia, Vombatidae.
GAGCGGCUACUUCCUGGAGCCGCCAGCCGAGGCCGCUAGUUAUCCCCAGUCUGCACCGGAGGGUGGUCGCCGGGUGCUGACCUCGCUACUAUGUCCCAUCAGACCGGCAUCCAAGCAAGUGAAGAAGUUAGAGAUAUCUUUGCCAGGGCGAGGAACGGAAAAUACAGGCUCCUAAAGAUUUCAAUUGAGGAUGAGCAACUUGUGGUUGGAUCUUAUAGUCAGCCUGCAGAGACAUGGGAUAAAGACUAUGAUUCUUUUGUUUUACCACUACUAGAAGAGAAACAACCAUGCUACAUAUUAUACAGAUUAGAUUCUCAGAAUGCACAAGGAUAUGAGUGGAUCUUCAUUGCAUGGUCUCCAGACUAUUCUCACGUUCGUCAAAAAAUGUUAUAUGCAGCAACCAGAGCAACUUUGAAAAAGGAGUUUGGAGGUGGUCAUAUUAAAGAUGAAUUAUUUGGGACAAUGAAGGAAGAUGUUUCACUGAGUGGAUAUAGAAAAUAUCUGAUAUCUCAGUCCUCUCCAGCCCCACUGACUGCAGCUGAGGAAGAAUUACGGCAGAUUAAAAUUAAUGAGGUCCAAACUGAUGUUGGUGUGGACACUAAGCAUCAAACACUACAAGGAGUAGCAUUUCCCAUUGCUGGAGAAGCUCUUCAAGCUUUGGAAAAAUUGAAUAACAGACAGCUCAACUAUGUACAGUUGGAAAUAGAUAUAAAAAAUGAAGUUAUAAUUUUGGCCAACACAACAAAUACAGAGCUAAGAGACUUGCCAAAAAGGAUUCCAAAGGAUUCAGCACGUUAUCAUUUCUUUCUAUAUAAACAUUCCCAUGAAGGAGACUAUUUGGAGUCUAUAGUUUUUAUUUAUUCAAUGCCUGGGUAUACAUGCAGUAUAAGAGAACGGAUGCUUUAUUCUAGCUGCAAGAGUCCUCUGCUAGAAAUUGUAGCAAGAAAACUGCAGAUAAAUGUAAUUAGAAAGAUUGAAAUAGAAAAUGGAGAUGAACUAACUGCAGACUUCCUUUAUGAAGAAGUACAUCCAAAGCAACAUGCACAUAAGCAAAGUUUUGCUAAACCAAAAGGUCCUGCAGGAAAAAGAGGAAUUAGAAGACUAAUUAGGGGUCCAGCUGAAACUGAAGCCACUACUGAAUGAAAUCUUUUACAUGCACUGGUAAUACUAAGUAUUACAAGACCAGCUUUUAUAAAGUCUAGUUUUUAGUACCAGAGAAUGUUAAUCAUUACAUAUGAAUGUGGAAUGUUCAGAAAAAAAAUUUUUCAACAAGACAAACUUUAAAACAAUUAUUUUUGUUUUCAACUUAAAGCUAUAAAAACAUGGUAGUAUUUCAGUUUUAGAACACUGAGUUACAAAUCAACACUUAAUUAGCAUCACCCAUUUUAGUGCUUAAAAUUGCAUACAAUUUAGGUAUUUUUAAUGACAUAAAGAAAAACCAUUCUACUCCCACUCUCCCCCAAACAUUCCCCUCAAAACAGGCUAUACUUUUUUCCCCCACUAAUUAGACAUCCAUUUGAUUUCUCUUUAAACCUUUAAAGAGAGAGAGAUAAGACAGGAAAUAUGUCUAUUACUUAAUGAAUUUAUUAAGUAAAAAGUUUUUUCCAUUUUGAAAACAUUGGUUUGUGCCUGAUAGAUGGAAAUGUAUUUAUUCAUUUUGGGGAGCAAUAUCAGCUCUUAUAGAAAUCUAAGAUACAUUCACGAUCUUCUGAAAUCUCUAAUAGUUUGUGAUUUAUACUUGACUUUAUUUUGUUAAUAUUAUUGUUGCACCAGAUUGACUUUGAAAUUUUUAAAUGAUUUGAUAAAUCUUAGCAAUGAAAGAUUUCUUAUUACAUUUUUGAAAUGUUAAGUUUAAAUUUUUCUGGCAAAAUUAAAAUUGUUUUUUUCUCGAAGCUGAUCAAGUUAUUCUGUGCUACACAAGGGAGCCAAAUGGUUAAAAUUCAUAUUGAGUUUAAAGUCAAUGUCAUUAAGUCAAAGAAGACACAAAUCAUAAGAUUAACUGAAACUUUGAAAAAGAACUUAUAUAUAGUAUUUGAUUAUUUUGAAAUUAUUGAACAAAGUGUUUUCUAAUUUAUUAUCACAGUACUUGCACCUCUGAAGUUUGGCUUGAAUAUAUUUGUUUGGCUCUAUCUUGUUUAAGACUGAUACAUAAUUAUUAGCAUUUUGCAGCUUCAAUCUCUGGUAGAAAUUUUGGACCUAAUUUGGAAGGAGUUAAUAACAUUUUGUUGCAUUUGAUCUGUAAAAAAAAAUUGCUACGACCUAUAAUUUUCAGUUGGUUUCAGCUGUUUUCUAAAAGAACUGAAGUGAGCCAAGAUUUGUAAUCUGCAGACAUACACAUUUCAUAGUAUACAGUGUGCAAAGCACUCUGUUUCUAGGGUUCUAAAUUUUAUUGCACAAUUAACCAUUUUUGCACAUUUAUUUUAGCGGUGACACCCAAUACAGACAUUUUAAGACAGUUGUAGGCUGACCAGCUGAAUUCUUAAAAACCAAAAGGGUAGUCUAUGUGGAGUUCUGUGUUUUUUUUUUUAUAAGUAAUAAUUCACUUUGUAAUAUUUCACACUACGCACAGCAAAGAUAAGUUUUAAAUUUGUUUCACAAAUAAAAAUCUGUAGCUAUUAAUAAGACCUACACUGAGUUGAUCAAUAAACUCCACUUAUCCUACAUGAAAGUAAAUGGAUAUUCUUGAUUAUGGUAUAAAUUUGUCUUAAUUUUUUUGUUCUGAUUGUUGAAAAUUGAAAAAUGUAUAUAUUCUAGAACGUAACCAUAUGACUUUUAGUAUGUUCAAGGUAGUAUUUUACAAAAUCCAAAUUUUUAAAAAUCUGAUAAAUUUAUACAAUAUCAGAGAAUUAUAUUAAGUACCUUUUAUAGCUGAAUAAAAACAUUUUCUCUCUAUGUUUUUACAUAUUUUUAUGACCAUUUUCUGUGGUACAAUUUUUUUUAAAAAUUUGUAAAAAAAUCUCCUGUUUCUUUCCAUUUGGCCCAUUGUACAUCAAGUUUUUGGACUUGCUGCAAGUCUGUGUGCAUUAUUAGGUUUUGAUUUUUACAAAAUUGCUUCACAUCUUCAUUUAGGUAACAUUUUACUUUUGUAAUUAAGAAACUGAAGUGAAGAGAGACAGAAUAUGUGAGAAACCAUAAGUAAGUAAGAGAAUAUGUGAGCAGCCGUAUGUGGAAAAAAGUUUAAAUGCCUACUGUAGUUUUGGCAGAUUAAAUUUGAAACUUUUUUAGUAAUACAUUCUGGUUUGAUUAUGGUGAACUCUUAAUCAUCUAAGGAUAGACAACAUGAACCAUUUCCUACUUCCUUGUCUUAAUGUAUUAUGGUUGUUCCUGUGCCAUGAUUUUCUUUUGUUCCUGGAGCCAUUUUACUUACCUGCUCAUUUUUGCUUCUUUUUUCUUCAUUUUGCAAAUUUAUCUAUUUCACAUAUGAUUUUUUUUUCAUUUUUCAUUCAUACCAUUACAAAAAGAUAUCAGGACUCUUAUUUGAACCAAUUAAAUAGCAAAAUGAUUAAAAUAUUUUAAAAUUUUCUGAACCAGCCUGAAUUUAUACCUUCUUUUUAUUAUCUGUUGCUUUAGGUAAUAAAAGAUUUCCCCUACUAAUCCAAAUUUUUUUAUAAUAAGUAAACAAUAACAAAGUUAGCCCCUUAGAAGAACAGGGUGAUUAUUUAAAAGUGCCUCUUAUAGGAAUAAUAUAUUUAAAAGUACCUCUUAUAGGAAUAAUAAUUAAGUGGGAGUAGAAGGACAAGUAUGACAGUAGCAGAAAGGCAGUAGUUACCAUGGUCCAAAGACAUUUUCUGUAGCUGUUUUGGUUCCUUAUCUGUUAGGAAAAGAAUCAUGUUCCUAGCUGAACAUGUAUCAUAUAUGUGGCAUAUUUUACAUAAUUUAUCCAUAAGCAAAACUGGUAGAAUUGCUUCCUCCCUUCCCAGUUCCACAGAAUGAUUUUUUUUAACUACAUCUCUUUUGUGAAAAGAUGGUCUGUUUGAGUGUGUCCAAUAAAAAAACGGUUCUAGUCUUAUUUAGUGUUUUAAAAGAUGUAGGGGCCUGGGAGUUCACCUGAUUUAAACUCCAUUAAGAACGUGUGGGUCUAGACUUGGAGAAAUAUUACCUAAAUUCUAUGAAUUAAAGAAUAUUAAAAUCCUGUGAACUCAGUGUCAAGUCUUAUAAAACAAAUGAAAAGGGUAUUUUGAAUAUUAAGCUUUUUAAAAAGAUUUUAAAAGUUGUAAGAUUUAUUGUUGAAGUCGGUACUUUAAGUUAAUUUGCAUAUUGCUCUACUUGUAUUUGCACUUGUUUACCUAUUUGAAAUGUAAAUUCCUUGUAGUUCAAUUUUUCACAUUAGUAUAUCCAUUUCAUAGGCCUAACAUAGCAUUGGGACAAAAUAAAUGUGUGUUGAUUUAUUUUAUCAGUGUAGAGAAGGCUGGUGGAAAUCAAACGAUACAGGCCUGAAGGAAAAUGCCUGAUUUGGAAUUAUAGGUGUUUGGACUGCU